CCGAGAUGUUCCCAUUGGAAAAAAUAAACGUGCAAUGCACUGAUCGGUGAACGUUCGUCAACUUAUCAUGCAAUCAUGUUUUGUGAAUCAGAUCAGCUUUAUGAUGGCAAUAAGUACAACAAUGAUGAUGAUGAUGAUGAUGAUGAUGAGGAUGAGGAUGAUGAAGAUGAGGAUAGCGAUAGGGAAGAAAUAGAAUCAGCCUUGUAUGCACAGAUCCACUUCCACCAUGAGGAGGACGUGAAAGACGGCAACUUGUCCUACAAUGGCUACUCCACGUCUGUCCAGACUGUGUGUCGACAGUCAAUCCCAGCCGUACGUAGUCAGGAAAACACGCCACGAAGGUCUACAUUGACACAGUCUGGAACAGCUACAUCACCCAUAUGUCUACCGUCGUCACCCUCAUCAUGUACCAACAAUACAGUGUCAUGUAUGGAGGAGAGUACAUAUUUUGUUUCUGAUGACUCCGACUUUACAGAUAGUGAGUGUAUGAUCCUGGAUAAAACCCUGACUAACAUUGGCGAUAUAAUGGUGCACGUCCAUGAAAACCAACAACCCAUUCUACAGGCAGCACAGACCACUUCAGAAAAUGAUAAGUGGAAGAUCGCAGACCAAAUAACAUGUAACAACCCAACAUUGCCGCGAUACUACAAUGCUAUACCUGUUCGCUGUUACAAUUGUAAGGAGUUGGGGCAUAUAUCCAAUGUUUGUCCCAAACCUAAGAAAUCUGAGAUUUGUCACCUGUGCGGAAUGACUGGUCAUUUCUUCCGUAAGUGUCCCAAGGGGAUAUGUUAUAACUGUGAGGGUCCAGGCCACAACUCCUAUGAUUGUCCAAAACAGCGCAAGCAACGAGGACAGACAUGUUUUCGUUGCCUCAUGCCGGGUCAUUCCAAGAUUUCCUGUCCAGAUAUUUGGAGACAGUUCCAUAUGACAGAAUGUGUAGAGGACCGGAUGGAACGGCAUGAAAAUGGAUAUUAUCCUUUUAUAUCCACAUACACACACACAGAUCCAAGGUCUGCGAGAGAUAAGUCUUCUCAGAUUAAACUAAAAACGGGGAAGAAGAAAAAGAAGAAGAAACAUGAGAACUAUGAAAGCAAUCAUUGGGGCAAUCAGAUAACCGCAGGUUCUAACAGAGGGAUGAAGAGGAAACACAGGGAUGAUUCCGAACAUCACAUGCCAACAGGCAAACGCAGAAAAAGGCAAAACAAGUUCAACAGAGAUGAAGAUCCACAUGUACAGCCGAAGUCACAGAAGAAAAAAAAUAAACAGAGAAGAACACGCUGGGACAAUAGAGAAGAGACAGAAAACUACCCACAGCCAGGAAAGAAGACACAAAACAAAGGAAGGAAAGAAUCUGUGUCCAAAAUUACUUGGCAGACUUACAACACCCAGUACAAGAAUGAUAAGCCAUACAACAGCGAUAAAGGGUUCAAAACAUCUCGCAACACGACAAAUAACUACAACAAAGGUUUUAAAACAUCUUUCUAUCAAAACAAGAUACCUGACUAUUAGAACAAGAAAUCUGACUGAAAACUCGGACACCAAGUACUGCUUCAGAACAAAGCAGGGUUUAGAAGUGUUUCAUAAAGUAUGAUGUACAGACUAUAUCGCCAGGAGUUUCUAACCACCUACGAGGAAAAAAUUGUGUAUAAACUGUAUACUGGGAAAUUUUGGUCCCAGGAAUAUUUUGCUCUCUGUGUGAUAUUAUUACAUCAGGGAGUAUUAAAACACUCCCUACGUUGUUAAAUUCUCCCUCUUCUUAUUGGGUGAAAAGUGGUAAAAGUUUCCAGGUAUAGAGUACCUGGAAAACUUUGCAGACAUGGAACAUCAUGUUGGAUUUCUAAAAGACAGAAGUAAGAAAUUUCUUAACAGAAAGUUCUGUUAAAGAAGUGAAGAUGGCUUCUGCUGUAUUGAAAUCCUUUGCAAAAAAAUUUUUUUGUGCAAUUUAAUAUUUAGGAAUGUGUUUAUUACAGACACAGCCUUUGACCACUUAUGUGAUGAUGUUGUUGUUAACCAUGGAAUAUCACCAGCUGGUAGUAUUGCUAUUUAUUAAGUGAUGAAGACUCCGAAUCAAUCACUUAUUCCACAUGUAUGUAGAGUGGCCAUUUACAGAAACUAGUACAAAAAAGGUGUAUGUACAUUCAGCAGUAUAAAUGAUAUAAUUAUUGAUCAGGAUAUAAAAGAUGUGACUGUGUGUGGCCAUUGAUUCAGAAAACCUAAUUUAAUAUCAUCAAAAUAAAAAUAAGUGAUUCAUU
Pecten maximus is the source of this 2252-nucleotide messenger RNA. RefSeq names its product zinc finger CCHC domain-containing protein 7-like. Lineage: Eukaryota; Metazoa; Mollusca; Bivalvia; Pectinida; Pectinidae. Gene Ontology annotation, molecular function: nucleic acid binding; zinc ion binding. The record is from RefSeq and is a predicted model, not a curated record.